ACCGACAAGCAAGACAGACUGCCUUCAAGAUAAGAAGCUGCUGGGCUGGCUACCAUCAUGUGAGAUCAGAUCAGAAACCCAGAAGCCUGGAAUUCCAACAUUUGAUUCGUUUCCAACAACAUGGAAGACGAUGAAAUGAAGAACUUAACCUACGUUUGGAUCUCAGUAUCCGCAUGUCUUUUAUACUCCUAUUUCAUAUCUGCAAAAAUCCCCAAGGGAACGUUAAGGUUAAUCUCUUUAACCCCCGUCUUUUACCUUUUCACCAUCCUCCCUCUCUUUCUUUCUUCUGCAGUUCUCUCCGCCAUCGUCUCCUUCUUCUUCACCUGGCUUUCCAACUUCAAGCUCCUCCUCUUUGCCUUUGACCGGGGCCCACUUUCAUCCCACAUGGGCCCAACCAAAUCUCUCUUCCUGUUCGCUGUCAUGGCUUCUCUUCCCAUCAGGGUAAAGCAGCGGCGGAGCAGUUCCCAUCAUAGCACCAAGAAAUUGCCUUUGAAUUUAGCGACGGAAACUUUGGGCUUCGCCGUGUUGUUACAGUUGAUUCUGCGGUACAGAGAUUCGGUCCACCGGAAGCUCGUGAUGGUCGCGUAUUGCGGGCUGGUUUUCCUCAUGAUUGAUAUCCUGGUGGCGGCGUCGAGCUUCGUGGUUCGGGGUUUGGUCGGGCUUGAGCUGGACCCGCCCUCGGACGAGCCGUACCUCUCGGGCUCUCUCCAGGAAUUCUGGGGGAGACGCUGGAACCUCACCGUGACCAACACGCUCCGCCUCACCGUGUACGGUCCUACAAAAGAGAUCUCCGCCGGCGUCGUCGGAGACGAGUGGGCCCCUCUGCCGGCGGUGCUGGCCACCUUCGUGGUGUCUGGGCUCAUGCACGAGCUCCUGUUCUACUACGUCACGCGCGCGACCCCGUCGUGGGAGAUGACGCUCUUCUUCGUUCUCCACGGAAUAUGCGUGGCGGUGGAGAUCGCCGUCAAGAGGGCUUUGCGCGACAGGUGGCGGUUGCCGCGGCUCGUUUCUGGACCGUUAACGGUUGGGUUUGUGGUGGCCACUAGUUUUUGGUUGUUCUUUCCACCGUUGAUAAGGACUGGUGCAGAUGCCAAGGUCCUUGAAGAAUUUGGAAUUUGUAUGGAGUUCAUAAAAAGGAAACUAUUGUCACUUACCACAAAUAAUACAAUUUGAGAAUUUCAUUUUUUUCUAA
This is a messenger RNA of Ipomoea triloba (trilobed morning glory), 1192 nucleotides long. Its product is annotated as probable long-chain-alcohol O-fatty-acyltransferase 5. The record is from RefSeq and is a predicted model, not a curated record. The transcript has a single exon. Bases 121 to 1173 code for a protein of 350 amino acids. Gene Ontology annotation, biological process: lipid metabolic process. Lineage: Eukaryota; Viridiplantae; Streptophyta; Magnoliopsida; Solanales; Convolvulaceae.